Messenger RNA from Trematosphaeria pertusa, 1843 nucleotides. Its product is annotated as adenylyl cyclase-associated protein. Gene Ontology annotation, molecular function: actin binding; adenylate cyclase binding. The coding region runs from base 105 to 1724 and encodes 539 amino acids. The transcript has 4 exons. Gene Ontology annotation, biological process: regulation of adenylate cyclase activity; cytoskeleton organization. NCBI's taxonomy places the organism in Eukaryota, Fungi, Ascomycota, Dothideomycetes, Pleosporales, Trematosphaeriaceae. The record is from RefSeq and is a predicted model, not a curated record. Gene Ontology annotation, cellular component: cytoplasm.
CCCCGCAAAUGGCUCAGAACAACAUGAACAAUCUGACCACUCUUAUAAAGCGGUGCGUCUGCUCUUCCGGACGCUCUUAGCCAUGGUUUCGCGUCGAUGCGACAAUGGACCAGUCCGAACACCAUAUCCUAGGCCGUCGGGGCCCCGUUUCUGGGGACAGCAAUGUGCUGACAGGCGCGAUACGUAGGCUUGAAGCUGCGACAUCGAGACUGGAGGACAUAGCAUCGUCUUCCGUUGGCUUCGAUGUCUCUGCCCCGAACGGCACUCCGGCUGCCGCCCCUUCUUCGACCGCUACUACGACGAACGCUUCGUCCACGCCGAAACCCGCCGAAAGCUUGCCUCCGUCUAUUGAAGCAUUUGACGCUCUCCUGAACACAGAACUGAAGACAUGGCUCGACUUGAGCGGCAAGCUGGGCAACGUGAUCGAUGGCCAGGCAAAAGCUGUGCAGCAGGCCUUCACGGCGCAACGCCAGUUUCUCCUGGUUGCGACCAAGGCGAAGAAACCGGACAUGACCACCUGCAUGGAAAUCCUGAAGGACCUCCAGGCCGCCAUGGAGAAGGUGGAUGAGGUGCGCCAGGCCAACCGGGAAGCCGCUCUGCGCGACCCCUUGACAAUGGUUGCGGAUGGUGUAGGCGCUCUUGGCUGGGUCACUGUGGAAGGCAGCCCGAAGCCGCACGAGUACAUCUCCGAGCUGUUUGGCGGAGCCCAGAUCUUUGGCAACAAGGUGCUGAAGGAGUACAAGGACAAGCCGGACAAGACAAACGUCGAGUGGGUCCAGGCCUACUACAAGUUGUUCAAGGCGCUCUCGGAAUACGCAAAAAAGCACCACACCACCGCCGUCGCAUGGAACAAGGACGGCAUUGACGCAAAAGAAGCAGCCAAGCAGAUCAACGCUCCCGCAGGCCCCUCCACAUCUAACAUACCCGCUCCGCCGCCACCACCGCCAGGUGGCAUUCCUCCACCACCUGGUCCCCCGCCUCCCCCAGGCCCACCCCCACCACCGGGCGCACCACCAGCAGGCAAGAAGUCCGCACCAGAUAUGGGUGCCGUGUUUGAGCAGCUGAAUCAGGGCGAAUCAGUUACAAAGGGAUUGAAGAAGGUUGACCCCAGCCAGAUGACGCACAAGAAUCCGUCGCUGCGAACAACCGCGCCAGUGCCGACUCGAAGCGACAGCAGCGGUUCAUUGCGGAGUAAGAGUCCGGCGCCGCCUGGCAAGAAACCGAAGCCCGAGAGCAUGCGGACGAAGAAGCCCCCGAAGAAAGAGCUUGACGGUAACAAGUGGAUAAUAGACAACUUUGACAGCCCAUCCGAUAUGGUCGAGAUCGACGCCGAACGCCAGCACUCUGUCCUCAUCUCGCGAUGCAAAAACACUACCAUCCGCAUCAAUGGCAAAGCGAAUGCCAUCUCCAUGGACAACUCGGAUAAAACUUCGCUCGUCAUCGAUUCACUCGUUAGCUCUAUCGAUAUCAUCAAGUGCCCCAAGUUCGCCCUCCAGGUCAUGGGUACCUUGCCAACCCUUCUGCUGGAUCAAGUCGAUGGUGCAACCGUCUACCUGUCAAAGGACUCGAUGAACACGGAGAUCUUCACCAGCAAGUGCUCGAGCAUCAACAUCAAUCUUCCCACCGCGGACGAAGACUACGCAGAGAACCCAGUGCCUGAACAGAUCAGGACUUUUGUCAAGGACGGGAAGCUGGUGAGCGAGAUUGUGGAGCAUGCGGGUUAAGCCAUGAGCACUUGGCUUGCAUCUCCUCGUUUGCUAUAGACUUUCUCUUGGCUUGCUGCUGCAUUGGGUGGAGUUCGACUUAGCCUGAUGGUCGAACGGUCUUCUUCGCCUGACCAUAG